Messenger RNA from Arabidopsis lyrata subsp. lyrata, 498 nucleotides. RefSeq lists its product as uncharacterized. The coding region runs from base 7 to 396 and encodes 129 amino acids. The transcript is spliced from 2 exons. Lineage: Eukaryota; Viridiplantae; Streptophyta; Magnoliopsida; Brassicales; Brassicaceae. The record is from RefSeq and is a predicted model, not a curated record.
CCGGCGAUGAAGAGUUGUUUGGUUACUGUGAGUGAUAACGACGGUGAUGGUUUUUGUAAAAGACGACUGAAAUUGGAAAAAGGGUUUUAUGACUUUGGGCCCAUUAGUGGCCCAUUAAGACUUGGUGAUAAUAGUCUUCUGUUUUUCUCUCCCGUUUGGUUGUUUUUGCUUUUAGGGUUUAUGGUAAUGGAGAAAAAGCUUCCCCAACCAAUAUGCGGUCAAGAAGCUGUGAAUCUUCUCAAUUGCGUGUCAGAAUCAAAAUUCGAUCAAGAGAAAUGUGUACUUCUACUGCAAUCUCUCAGAGAAUGUGUUCUCUCAAAGAAAGUUACAAAGUUUUCGAUACCAAGCGAAGACCAUAACCAAGAUGGAGCAGCUUCAUUGAGCAAGAGACCUUGAUAACGUUAUUAUGCUUAUUCAAUCCUAAACUAUGUACCACAACUUUAACAUUUCAAGAUUACUUUUGUCAACAACAAACAAUGCAUUUCAACUCGUUAGCAA